This is a messenger RNA of Ooceraea biroi (clonal raider ant), 1323 nucleotides long. RefSeq names its product protein TIPIN homolog. The record is from RefSeq and is a predicted model, not a curated record. Gene Ontology annotation, cellular component: replication fork protection complex; nucleus. Gene Ontology annotation, biological process: replication fork processing; replication fork arrest; DNA damage response. Gene Ontology annotation, molecular function: DNA binding. Lineage: Eukaryota; Metazoa; Arthropoda; Insecta; Hymenoptera; Formicidae.
GAACAAGUUGCUGCUCGUGUCGGUUCUUGAGCGGAUGAAAAAGGCGGACGGGCAUUUCGACAAGUUUAUGGAAGAAGACAGAAAGAGUAACGAAUCGCCAGACGACAGUGAUUUCUAAAACAACCGGUAUUCCCGAGCGUCAAGAAUCUACUCAAGUGGCUCGAAUCUGACUAAAAGAUAUUUUGUGUUACCAUGGCCAAUACUUUGGAUUACGAAGGGGAUGAUAAUAUCAUAGCGCAUUACGAGAAUGAAGAAUCUGAUGGCGAACGUCGCAGUCUCGGAGAAGCUGAAGAAGCAACAUCUGAUAACGAAACCGGAACCGCUCGAAGGAUUGAUCCGUCAACAGCUACUAGAACACACGUUAUAAGGAAUCCUGCACCCAAACUUAAUACAGAAAGGUUGAAAGGACCUAAUGGUAUUCAGAUUAUCGAGAAAUAUUUUGAGGCUUUCAAAUUCUAUGGUAAGGGACACGAAAAGACAGAUCUUGACAGGAUCAUGAAGAGAUUGGAGCAUUGGUCCUACCGGUUAUUUCCAAAGUAUCAUUUUGAUGAUUUUCUCGCGAGGGCCGAGCAACUUGGAGCAAAAAAGGAUCUGCAGGUGUUCAUGAAGAAGUAUCGAUUAGACAUGAUUAAUUCAGAAAAUGAUGUGAUCAUCAACGAUGACAUGGAUGAUGAUGAAGAUCAACAAGAAAGCGCGCCUAUCGAUGAUUUCGAUUUAUUAAUAACGGAACAAAUUCAGAAACAAAAACAAGCCGAAGCAAUACUGUCUACGCCGGUUGCGAGCACGUCUAACGAGGAUGCGUUUGAUAUACUUUUGGCGCAAUCCGACAACGUACCGAGCUCGCAAAUAGUCUGUCCAAGUAGUACCAAGACUCAAGUAAGCGACGAUAUGAAGGAAAAAAUCAAAAGGAACAAACAGUUGGCUAUCCAAAGGAGACUCGAAAGGCAAAAAGAACGUGAGGAAGAAAUUAAAAGAAGAAAAUUGCUUGAAAACACAAACACGGACAUUCCAAAUGAAAAUGAUAAUUCUACGGCUCACGGUGGGACGGAUGCUUCUCAAGUAGAUGAUACGCAUUCACAAAUUGAUGAAACUACGAGUAAAAUAGUCUGAUAAAUCAGAGGAUGCAUUGUCAAAUAGUCAAGAUUAUUAGUAACUAAAACCAGAUAAGAUAUAUAUAUACAUAUAAUUGCAUUUAUUAUAAUUCUUUAAUAUAAGUCUCACUUGCAAUUUCUGUAGAAAUAAUCUGCCGAGAAAUAUAAUUGUUAGAAAGAAUGUAAGAAUGCUGCGUUUCAAACACUUACUAAUAAAAAUGGAAUUUUUACC